This is a messenger RNA of Pestalotiopsis fici W106-1, 1017 nucleotides long. RefSeq lists its product as uncharacterized. The transcript has 4 exons. Lineage: Eukaryota; Fungi; Ascomycota; Sordariomycetes; Amphisphaeriales; Sporocadaceae. The record is from RefSeq and is a predicted model, not a curated record. Bases 1 to 1017 code for a protein of 338 amino acids.
AUGGCUUUCUACCGAGAUAGUAUUAUUGCCGCCCUCGUCACCUUGUUCCUCCUCGAUGGCGCCGCAGUGGCUGCCCGCCUCUAUACUCGUACCAAGCUCGUCGCUAGAGGAUUCGGGUGGGACGAUGCGGCGUUGUGCCUGACCUAUUUGGGCUUUGUGCUCGUCUGCAUUACGUGCUGGACAUCGAUGAGCUAUGGUUUUGCUGCCGAAGAUGAGCAACCAUACUAUAACAAGAAGAAAGCAACAGAGUUCUACUUUGCUACUCAGCUUUGCUGCUACAUCUCGUCCGGACUCGUCAAACUUGCCGUUGCCCUAGUACUUGUCCGCCUGGCCAACACGAAGGUCUUACGGUGGUCGCUCUAUAUCUCCAUGGUCAUUUGCGGAAUAUGGACAGUAGUCAUGACGCUGUUCACAUCAUGGUUGUGUGCUUCAGGCGGCACCAGCAACUACGCAGGAUCACAGACGUGUGGUGUUGUCGGACAGUUUCGCACGAUUUCAAACAUCUUCAUCGACUAUUUCUAUGCGCUUCUGCCCGUCUGGAUGCUCUGGAAAGUCCAGAUGAGUCUUCGACUCAAGCUUACGGCCAUGUUUCUUUUGAGCCUUGGAAUAUUUGCCAGUUCAGCAACAAUCGUCAAGCUCGUCAUCAUUACCAGACUCCGCACUGCAAAAGGCGUCGAGGAGAAGAACUUGCACUACCAGCUCCUCCUCUGGGCGGUUAUCGAACUUGGUCUCGCUAUAUUUGCCGCCUCAGCUGCAGCAUUACGACCUCUGCUCAAGCGCUACUCCAAAUUCUGGGGCUCGUCGCAUGGCCAUAGCCACGACAAGAGCCAUGGCAGCAAUCAUGAACCUGCAGGACCCUUUCACCUCUUUGACAUGAACAGCCAUGACAAGGAUCGACGCAUUACACCGCAGCGGUCUCGCGAAGCAGAGGAGGCAGCCGAGCAUGAAAGCUGGACCGAAGCUGAAAAAGGGUGGUCGAAUGAGGGAUUGGUCCGUGUACAUGAAUCAAAGGUCUAA